Cydia splendana is the source of this 5769-nucleotide messenger RNA. RefSeq names its product histidine decarboxylase-like (gene Hdc). Gene Ontology annotation, biological process: L-histidine catabolic process; histamine biosynthetic process. NCBI's taxonomy places the organism in Eukaryota, Metazoa, Arthropoda, Insecta, Lepidoptera, Tortricidae. Gene Ontology annotation, molecular function: pyridoxal phosphate binding; histidine decarboxylase activity. The transcript is spliced from 19 exons. Gene Ontology annotation, cellular component: cytoplasm. Bases 238 to 2886 code for a protein of 882 amino acids. The record is from RefSeq and is a predicted model, not a curated record.
UCUGCAGUCCGCUACCGCCUAUAACAUGGAUUCCAUCGACCGAUAAGUCGAUCGACUUGUCGAGUAAGAGCCACCCCUAUAUAAACGCCAGAGUCGCCAUCCGGCCACCAGUCCACUGCCGCUGUUACGAACUAAUUAUUAAAAAAUAAAAUUAAAAAGUUACAUUAAAACUAUAUCGUGUUUCCGCGCCUUUUUUGGUGUUUAAGAGAGUAUUUGGGCUGAAGUUCUUAGUCGGAGAUGGAGCACGCCGAGUUCAGAGUGAAGGCCAAGGAGAUGGUAGACUACAUAGCGGACUACCUUGAGAACAUCCGUGAGAGGAAGGUGUACCCCAGCGUGCAGCCUGGGUACCUGCACAAGCGGUUACCCGCGACUCCGCCUGUGCAGCCGGAGGCUUGGGACGACAUCUUCAAGGAUGUUGAUGAGCAUAUCAUGCCUGGGCUGGUCCACUGGCAGUCCCCCCAUAUGCACGCUUACUUCCCUGCUCUGACGUCCUACCCCUCCAUUAUGGGGGACAUGCUGUCAAGUGCGCUCAACGUUCUUUGCUUCACCUGGGCAUCGUCACCAGCGGGCACGGAGCUGGAGACCAUCGCCAUGAACUGGCUCGGCAAGAUUCUGGGGCUCCCGGAGUGCUUCCUCAACGAGAAGAACGACAGCCCUGGAGGAGGGGUUAUCCAGACCACUGCAAGCGAAGCCACACUGGUGAGCCUCCUAGCAGCCCGCACCAGGGCUCUCAUGGAGCUCUCGAGGCUCAACCCUGACCUGCAGUCUUCAGAGCUGCUCGGGCACCUCAUCUGCUAUUGUUCUGACCAGGCACAUUCGUCAGUGGAGAAAGCUGGACUUAUUGGUCUUGUACGCAUGCGUUACAUCGAAUCGGACGAGCAUCAGAGCAUGCGCGGCGCUGCACUAGAGGAGGCUAUACUGGCUGACAAGGAAAAGGGACUCGUCCCUUUCUGGGUGUGUGCAACCCUCGGCACGACGGGUUCCGUAGCCUUCGACAAUUUGCGUGAAAUAGGCGCAGUAUGCGACAAGCAUGGAGCAUGGCUUCAUGUAGACGCCGCAUAUGCGGGCAGCGCUUUCGUCUGUCCAGAGUACAGACACUGGAUGAACGGGAUAGAGAUGGCGGACUCCUUCGCCUUCAACCCUUCCAAGUGGCUGAUGGUCAACUUUGACUGCACUGCCAUGUGGGUCCGUGACAGCACCGCUCUGCAUAGGACCUUCAACGUCAACCCGAUUUACCUGAGGCACGAGAAUUCAGGAAAAGCUAUCGAUUAUAUGGUAGGCUCUCAAGUGUCAAACGUAAAACGAAUGUUACGCACCAAAGAGGUUAAAAUUAAUGAUGAAAUCAUUGUCAAUGAUAAAGAACUGAAAAAAACAAAUGAAGGUCUGAACAACGAUGAAAAUAUGCCUGAUGAUGGAUUCAACAGCGGUGGUUCAAAUCAUGAUCUCUACGAUGAAGAAGAAGGUUUACAUGGUUAUGAUAAGAUGUCUCCUGGGUGUGGCGAGAAGAUUCAGCUGGAGAAUCCUGAUAAGAAGGAAUAUUUACAUUGGCAGAUUCCCCUGAGUCGUCGCUUCAGGGCUUUAAAGCUGUGGUUCGUGCUGAGGAACUAUGGCGUCACCGGUCUUCAGAAGCAUAUAAGAGAGAGCGUUCGCUUGGCGCAGAAGUUUGAGGCGUUGGUUUUGGCUGACCAGCGGUUCGAAAUUCCGCAACCGAGGAAUCUAGGCAUGGUGGCCUUCCGUAUGAAGGGCGACAACGCCCUCACCGAGCGUCUCCUCAAACGUCUCAACGCCCGCGGCUAUAUUCACGCCGUGCCGGCCUGCUUCAAGGGCACAUACGUCAUUCGCUUCACCGUGACGUCACAGCGGACAACCAAUCAGGACAUACUUGAUGAUUGGAAUGAGAUUAAGAAAGUGGCGUCUGAGAUCCUGAUGGAGGUGUUCGGAUCUGACAAUGGCAACAUCGUGGUGCCGAAGAAGCCUAGGAUCUCCCUCAAAGAGACCCGCGAGCUGAACGCGACCUUCGGCACCAGUCUCCUCCUGGCUAACAGCCCGAUGAGUCCCAAGAUAGUGAACGGCACACACGCGGCCAUAUGCGACUAUGAGCAGGUGCUCACAUCCUGCGCGCAGACGUUCGCGCAGCUUAAGAUGGAGCCGAAGGAUAGUCCUGAGAUGCGUCGUCGCAUCCGCGCGAUCAAGAUGUGCGGGAAGAAGCUCUCUCUAGACUCCUGCAUGGACAUGGUCCAGGGGAUGAUGGUGGAACAGUCCCUCCCACUGUGCCACGAGGAGGGGGAGGAUGUGUCUAACGGAUCGAGCCCCGGUGACAGGUCCUCGCUGUCUCCUUCACCUGUCACCAUCAAACAAGAGGCCAGCCCGGAAUCGAACCAGCUACAACUCCCCACCAGGCAAUACCGCUCCAAAUCCGUUGACGUCUCCUUAACCGGUCUCAAACUUGAUGACGCUAAAAUAACCAUUGAUGUUAAAAAUAAUGAAAUAAUAAUAACACCUACAGGCUCAAAAGCUAUCACCGAUCCAGUAAAUGACACACAGAAAUCAGUACACUUCAGUGAUCUAGAAGAAAAACUAAACAUUGGAGACAAAAUCACUCAGGCAUUCGAAAACUUCCAAGAUGGUCUGCAAAUGCUAAGCGAAUUUAGACAGAAUGAUAAUGAAAAUAAAGUUGAAAAUAAGGAUGAAUGUGAUACUAAACUCACAAUUAGAGGCCCUGGUAGUUAUAUUAAGAAACUAAUUCAACAGUUUAGUGAGGAUCCUUUUGGAACUGAAGAUGCCAAGCCAGAAGCUGAUAGAGGGAGCUCAAGUCAAACAAUAAAGGAAAAAGCUGAUGCUAUUUGUAAAAAAUGUCUACAUUACAAGGGUAAGAUGUCUAAGUAAAUGUGUAACUUGGCAAUAAUAAUUACGGCAAUGAAAACGGCGUGUUUAAAUGUUUAGGUAAACUGAAUAUCGAUGAAAAAAAAGAUUUUUGAUGUCGAUUCUUUUGCGAUGUGAUUUAAGUGUUACAUACUUGAUCUAUAUAGAGUAUUACAAUUAAUAGAAUAUCAAAUCGGUGUUCAAAAAUGAUAUAGCCGGUCAAACAACUUUGUCAGUAGAACAAGGCGCGCAAUUCAAAUUUUCUAUGGGACGAUUACCCUUCGCGCCUACAUUUUUUAGCGGCUUUUUUCUACUGACGGAAAUGGCUUGACAGACUUUAUAAAGAUUAUUUAGUAAUUAAAUAUUGGUAUCUACUUAAGUUACACGAAGGAAUUCGAGUAUGACAGUACAUAUAUAAUGUAUAACUUUAAUGUCGUGAACGAAAUAUAAGUUCUCGACGUGAAAUAUGUGAUUCUUUUUUUUCUCAUUUAGAAAUGUUCGCUGAUAGGUGUUGUAAUAUAGCUUACUACGUUUCUAUAGUAUCUUCAAAAUAAUAUUGAUAUAAAAUCGCAGAUUGGAUAUUCAACGUAUCAUAGCCAGAAUUGUUAGAAAAAAGUGUUGUUACUCUAAUUCAUAAGUGCACUAAACUCGUUCAAAUAUUAGUAAGAAGAAUAUUUAAAUACCGAAACUUGUGCUCCAGGAGCCGUAUUCUGAUUUUAAUUACAGGUUAUGAAUUUGAUCUAGAUUUGUUAUAAAUCUGUGUGAUCCCGUGAACUAUUGUAUAAGUAUGUAUAUCGUCGCCUAGUACAUAGUACAAGCUUUGCUUAGUUUGGGGCUAGGUUGAUGUCUGUAAGAUUAUCCCCAAAUAUUUAUUUAUUUCUGGGGUCCCAGCGCGCACGAGUUGUUCGCAGAAAUCGCGAAGCGUCUGGUUGACGUAACUGGUGACCGAAGAGCUGGCAGCUACCUCGGAUAACGUAUCAGCAUUGCGAUACAGCGAGGAAAUGCCGCCAGCAUCCUUGGUACAAUGCCUCAGGGGCCUAUGUUUUAGAUUUAAGCUAGUUAUUAAUUUCGUUUAGUAGUACCACUGUAUAUAUCUUGUAUAUAAAUAAAUGUUUUUUUUUCUUGUUGAAAAAAUGACCAUCCGGAUCCAAUUCAUAACCUGUUAUUACAGACAUAUUUUUUGCUAUUAUUCUGUUGCAUUAUCUCCAGAGAUAAUAUAAGCAUAUAUGUAGGCUUUAAUUUAAAUUAUCUAGCUAAAUAGCACUAUUGGUACUAUUUUUUUGCUGAAAUUCAGCACAAUAAAAUUUCUAGCAGACACGACAGUUACCAAUGCUAUUAAACUUAGAAACUAAUUAAUAUAAACAUUAAAUAUGCGCUGUAUUAGGUAAGGUCUUGGUAUAGUUUGAAUAAUCUCAGGUGAAUUUUUCGAGUUCGGGUGCUAAUCCGUUAAACAAAAGCCUUUGUUUCUUUUAAGAGCGGUCUACAGCCACGUGCCAAAGCAACCAUGUCGUUUAAAAAACAACUAUCGUGAUAGUAUUAAGGUUCAAAUUCAUAUGACAGCUUGUUCAGAGAACAAUUAGGGUGGUCUUGUUUUUAGAGAUAGCAAAAACGUGUUAUCUCCGAAUGAGCUGAUUCAAGAAUUUGAACCAAAUAAUUAGAAUGGUAAAUUUGCCCUUUAAAUGGGUUUGUUCCCGUUACUUACGUCGGGGCUAUUAGCAGUAAGCAUUGUAACCACUGCAUAAAGGAAACAAUAUCUUUUGUUUAACAGAUUAGGGUCCGAGCCCGAAAAAUUCACCUGAGAUUAUUCAAACUAUAGCUCAGAUGGAAGGGCAGCGGGCUAGCGAUUCGGUGGUCGUGGGUUCCAUUCCCACCCAAGACUGGGAUUUUUCCACUUUUAAUUUGUUUUUAUGUUUAUUCAGCACAAUUUCAUAAAUUAACAUACGCUACAUAGAAUAAUGAGGGAUUCCGCGAUCGAUUUUUUCACUAGAUGACAGCACCAUGGCGAGAGGUCUAGCUGUGAUAAUCCACCAAUCAUGUUUAACCAUAUUUUUUUAUUGGUGGAUUUGACAGCAGCUGUCAAAAAGACCUCUCUUCACGGUGCUGCCAUCUAGUGAAAAUCUCGAUCGCGGAAACGGAUAUGUAUGUUGCCACUUUUCUAAGUACAUAUUCACAUUUAAUCGUUUAAGUGCCUAUGAGAAUACAUUUGAUAGUAGGUAUAUUAGAUAAAAAAGUGUAGGUUAUAAUAGUGCUUACAAAAAAGUCUUGGUACUUAUUUCUGUAAUGUAAAAUGUAUAAAAAAGCAAUUUCGAUAAUUGCAAUAAAAACGCCCGAAAAUCCUGUAAUGUAAGCUUAGUUAAUGGGCUGGGUAGAAAAUAUAGUUAUAAUAUUUAUGAAUAGGUUAACAAAGCACAAUAUUUUUAUGUAUAUAUGUUGUUAAGUUUUUUUGUCACUUUAAGCGGUGGAUUUGCAUAAUAUUAAUAAAAAAAAUCUAAGCUUCGAAACUAAUAUUCAUAUAUUGUAUACUUAUUUAAUGCGUGGAUCAAUAUAGAAUAUAUAGAUAGACAGAUAGAACACUCUUUAUUAGCACACCUCAGUGAUACAGCUUAAAGAAAAAUAUUUUAUUUAAGAUAGAUGCAUAAAUUAUAUUAAUAAAUCAACAUUAUUAAAAUAUAAUGAACUAUCGAUGUUUAAACGCGACGUAGCGAAUUCACUUUGGUGAAUUAAAUCACGAAUUAGAAUGGCAUUAAAUCACAUUUAAUAUUAUUUUACUUUUUACUAUUCCGUCAAAAAUGAUCAAAAUAUAUUUAUCUGCUUAAUUAUUUAUUUUUAAUAGUUGACGUGACUUAAAAACUUUCAAAUCGAUAUCUAAAUGUAAUAAUUGAAAGUUAAAUGUAAAUGGCUACUAUA